Messenger RNA from Rhizophagus irregularis DAOM 181602=DAOM 197198, 482 nucleotides. NCBI's taxonomy places the organism in Eukaryota, Fungi, Glomeromycota, Glomeromycetes, Glomerales, Glomeraceae. The record is from RefSeq and is a predicted model, not a curated record.
AAUUUUUAGGAAUAACGUUAUUUACCCUCUAGCUCGCAACACCUCCCGAAUAGCCUUUUCAUUAUUAAUAUGUCUGCAGACGCCGAACAAAGAACCUACGCAAAAUCGGUUACGACUUUUCAAGCCUUCCCCUUUACAUAUCAUUCACGAAACUGCUUAUGUACUGAAUUUUUUAAAAAAUUGAAUUACCUUAAUAGUCUACAUCUCACGAACAUGUUUCCUAUCUAUACCAUCAGGUGCAAUUAAAUAAGCAUCGAAAUUACGAAAUUAUAAAAGCCAUCAAUAUAUGAUGAAUUAUUGUUUGAAAUAGAGUUAAUUGAGGAAGUGUAUGGACAAUUAAUGAAGAAUUUGGUUAAUGAUUGUUGAUUAUUAAGGAAAAAUCUGUAAUGUAAUUGUUAGUGCCAUGAUUUCUAUAUUUAGCAACAAACAUAAGAUACAUAUUGCGAAUAUUAGUUUAAAUAUCAUUUCAUUAUGACUUUUCU